Messenger RNA from Protobothrops mucrosquamatus (brown spotted pit viper), 1385 nucleotides. It is a transcript of the gene RPS19BP1, whose product is annotated as ribosomal protein S19 binding protein 1. The record is from RefSeq and is a predicted model, not a curated record. Gene Ontology annotation, molecular function: enzyme binding. Lineage: Eukaryota; Metazoa; Chordata; Lepidosauria; Squamata; Viperidae. Gene Ontology annotation, cellular component: nucleolus. The transcript has 4 exons. Bases 55 to 480 code for a protein of 141 amino acids.
GCUGAAACAGAAAGGAAGUUCAAGAUAAUUCACGUGUCUGGAGAGAAGGGGGAAAUGUCCGCUUCCCUGCUAAGAAAGGGACUGGAACUUCUGGAGACGGCGGGAGUGUCCGACUCCUCUCAAAGAUCAGUGACCGCCGCCCGACCCAAUAAUCUGUUGAAAAAGAAGAAAAACAAAAGUUCUAGGUCCAAAAGAGACAAGGCCACAAUCAAAGGAAGAAUUAUCAAAUCUGCGUUAGAGGAAUAUCAGAAACAUCAAGCAGCUGAUCACUUUAAGAAAAACAUGCAGUAUAUGAUGGGUACUCAUUGUGUGGCAGACAGUACAAUUACUGAAAAGAUUUUAACCCAAAACAGAGGGAGGAAAGCUAAAGACCGCCCUGUAGAAAAAGUAAAGAAGAAGAAGCCAGAAGGAACUGUCUUCACUGAAGAAGACUUCCAGAGAUUUGAGAGAGAGUAUUUUGGAAGAGUUGGAACAAUCUGACAAAAGUAACUUGUCCAUCAUUGCUAAAAAUAUCAGCAUCAGUGAGCAAAUGCUUGCCAGUCUUUUUCUGGUUGGGAAGUAUGUCUAUUAUAAUAGGCUACAAUAUUUCUACAUAUGAUAUGCUCAGUUGUUGCACUUCAUAUGGAACGACGGUUUGUGCCCAGAGUGGAGAAUCCAGAUCUUUGAUGCUGAGUUUGGACAUAUGACUCUUAAGAUUAUCUUUUGACUCUCUGCUAGAAAAAAUAUCUUCCCUGAACCAGAAAAAACAGUCUUUUGCCACAUUUGUUAGGAGUAAGUUAACUUAAACAAGUAAUUUCUGUACAUAUAGAAGAGAGAAUUUGCAUUUCAUGUUGCAAUAUCAGAGCUGAAAGGAUUGCCUUAUUGCAUAAUUGUAAAACUAUUAGUUUUGCUGCAACAAACUAACAAUUACACUUUUUAGUAGUAAUAAUUGAUUUAAUUUAUAGCCAAAUAUUUCUUUAGUUCUUCAUUUAUAACAACAUAGUAACAGUCAGAAUUAUAGGCAUUUGAAGUGCUUCCACAAGGAUAUCACAAACAAUAUUUUUUGCUAUACUUAAGAUGCAAGUAUAGUAAGUCCAUUUUUUGUGAUACUUUUUAGGAAAGGGAUAUUCUUGUGAUACUCUCUUCUUCUCAAAAAGGAGUCAUAUAAUUUCCUACCAUAUUCUGUUAGUUACUUUUCAAGUAUUUUUUAGUUUAUUCAAUGUAUCAUUUGUCAUUUCUUUAAUAAAUGAAAACUUUACAGAAAUAAAAUGGCCAAUUACACCAGACUGUUUAGGCAAAAGUUGUUUGUGAAGUACCAGAAAUGGUAAAAUUAUGUAUGAUUUCAUGAUUUAUAACUAUGCAGUUACUACAUAAGAACAGUAAUUUGUGCAUUUUACUAAAAAUAA